Lytechinus pictus (painted urchin) is the source of this 5453-nucleotide messenger RNA. RefSeq names its product cysteine sulfinic acid decarboxylase-like. The coding region runs from base 102 to 1709 and encodes 535 amino acids. Gene Ontology annotation, cellular component: cytoplasm. Gene Ontology annotation, biological process: carboxylic acid metabolic process. NCBI's taxonomy places the organism in Eukaryota, Metazoa, Echinodermata, Echinoidea, Temnopleuroida, Toxopneustidae. The transcript is spliced from 13 exons. Gene Ontology annotation, molecular function: carboxy-lyase activity; pyridoxal phosphate binding. The record is from RefSeq and is a predicted model, not a curated record.
UAUGCAUAAGAAGUUAUAAUUUGUGCAGAAGAGGACACUCCAAAUUGCCUCAACGACCAUUUUCCAGGAUUGUACCCUUUGGGUCAGAACAAAGUACCAUUAUGCAAAGGAACAGCGAUAUCAAUACCAACCAAGCACCUCGGGCCACCAAACCCAAGUCCUCCCAUCUUGUCAACGGUGCUAACGGGGGCACGAUAAGGGGGUGCAAUGACGCCAACCAGCUAACCGGUGCUCAUGGGUGGAAGGACACCGUUGGAAUGAGAGAAGGGGAGGAAACAUUCUUGAGGAAUUUCUUUGAGUUAGUUUUAGCAGAGGGCAUCUCAAAGCCUCUCAGUGCAGAAUGCAAAGUAAUUGAUUUCCAGCAUCCUCAUGAACUGAAGAAUCAGAUGGAUUUAACUAUCAAGGAUGAACCUGUCUCUCAUGAUAGACUCCUUCAACUCUGUAAACAGACGUAUGAUCACAGCGUCAAAGUCAGUCAUCCUCAGUUUUAUAAUCAGCUGUUUGCUGGGCAGGAUACGUAUGGUCUUGCUGGUGCGUGGAUGACUGAGAGCCUUAAUGAAAGCCAAUACACUUAUGAAGUUGCACCGGUGUUUACCCUGAUAGAGCAAGAGGUUCUUUCAAAGCUGAGGGACCUGUGUGGAUAUAAGUCAGGAGAUGGUAUAUUCUGUCCUGGUGGAUCACUUGCCAACAUGUAUGCAAUCAACCAUGCCAGAUAUGUGUUGAAUGAAGAUUAUAAAGAAAAUGGGAACUUCAGUUCCAAACCUCUGCAAAUAUUCGCUUCUGAUCAGAGCCAUUAUUCACUCCUAAAAGGGGCAGCAUUCUUGGGAAUAGGAACAAACAAUGUCAUCAAAGUAGAAACAGAUAAAAGUGGUAGAAUGAUACCGGAGUCAUUAGACAGAGCAAUCGCCAAUGCAAAGUCAAGUGGUGCCAUACCUCUGAUGGCGGUCGCUACAGGUGGGACUACAGUGUAUGGAGCCUAUGACCCCUUACAGGACAUUGCAGAUAUAUGUGUGAAAUAUGGCAUCUGGUUUCAUGUAGAUGCUGCAUGGGGUGGUGGCGCCCUUCUGUCAUCAACGCAUCGACAUUACCUUGAUGGUAUCAAUAGAUCGAACUCAGUCACAUGGUGUCAACAUAAGAUGAUGGGGGUUCCCCUACAGUGCUCUGCCUUCCUAUUGAAUGGCAAUGAAACUCUGAUGAACAGAUGCAUGAGUGCCAAGGCCAGGUAUCUCUUCCAACAGGAUAAGUUCUAUGACAUUAGUUACGACACGGGGGAUAAGUCCCUACAGUGCGGCAGAAAGGUAGAUGCCUUCCGUCUCUGGCUCAUGUGGAAGGCCAAAGGCAAUAAGGGCUUUGAGGCGGAGAUUGACCACAAGUUUGCCAUUUCUAGGUAUUUCACUCAGCUUCUUCAUGAACGUGAAGGAUUUGAAGUCUUGAUGGAGCCUCAAUGCACUAAUGUUUGUUUCUGGUAUAUCCCAGAAUGCCUCAGAAACGAGGAAAGGACUCCUGAGUUCUGGCAGAGACUGAGUAAGGUUGCACCUGCUAUCAAGGAAGGUAUGGUAUUAGAAGGAUCUAUGCUGAUUGGAUAUCAACCAAACAGUGAUCAAAUUAAUUUCUUCAGGAUUAUAUUCUCUAAUGCAAGGGCUACAAAGGAGAGUGUUGCAUUUGUUAUCGACGAAAUCGAUCGAUUGGGACAAGCUAUUCAGGUUUAAAUCUCUCCAGCCUCCAUCCACUCUGUCUUUUUCAUUCUCCCUCUCUCCCGCUCUAUAUAUUUUUCCUUUCAAUCUUUAUUAAACUGAUGCCUACUUGGUUGUCAAGGUUUUCUCUUUCUUUUUGUUCUUCAAUGAUGCCAUAAAAUUAUUUGUAUGUAUUAAACAUUGAUAUUGAUAGUUUCUCUGUGUGAUACAGAAUGCUUACCCUUUAAAAGAAUUUAAUAGAAUAAUUGCCAAAUCUCAGUAAGAUCUCCUGUUUUCAUCAUCUCACAUUUGCCAUUCAUCUCAAUGGAGUGUCAUAUUGUUAUGUAAGUACUACAUAGGAUGCUAACAUUCUGAAAUAUAUUUUAUACCCCUACCCUACCCAAUGUGGUAGCCAGAUGAAUCAUAUAGUAAUGGACUUCAUGGAUUAUAAUAUAUAUCUCAGUUUUAAAGGAAUUUAUUAACUUAGUUGAAAGUAGCACCUGACAACGUUAGACCCUUAUACUUCAGUCACAUUUGCUCUACGGCGGCCGUACGCCAAGUAAAAAAACGGUCGUUUUAACAUUUUUUGUAAUAGGUGGUUUGAAUAAAAAUGAAUAAAACUGCUGUUUUCGACUAGCCGUCUUACAAAGAGUUGCGAUUGAUCCGAUCAAUCGCAAAUAUGGAAAGCCAGCACAGUCAACAUAUAAAAUGCAUGUUUGUUCAGACAAUUUUCUAGAUAUAAAUGCAUAUCCAUAAAUGAAUUGAUUUCUUGACACUUUGGUGUGUUCUCCUUUGUAUACAAAGGACAUUUUGCAAAUUUCCUGUAGAAAAAAAUUAUGACACUAAUGGAUUACCAUAGUUACGAUGAAUUGGAUCAAUCGUAACUUUAUGUAAGAAGGGGAGAUCACAUUGAUGGUCUAGCACAGCAGCAUGCAACACACAGAGACCAGAUAGGUGUUUACUUUCAUGUAGUCAGAUGUUCGUAAGUUAGGAGCAACUUUAUGAACGACUGGUGAUCCUCUCUCGAGGUAGAUAAAUAUGCUUGCCAAAUUUCCUUGGUGUGGAUUUAGCGCCUAAGAAGAGGUCACCAGUCGAUCGUGAAAUCGCUUGUAAGUCACAAACAGCUUCAUGAAACACGGCCUGCCCGAAUAAUUCUUAAAGGGAAAUUUAGAGGUAUCCUAAUCAUGGAAUUGUAGAAAUCUAGAUUAAUAACUUGUAUCUUGUAAAAGAUUAUAAUUAUGAUUGAAUUAGCAGCUGAAUUUAGUGAUUUCUACCAGAUACAACUUAUUCUUAGUAUGUAUGAUAAUUUCAAUUACCAGCCUACUUAAUUAUACUUUGCUUGAAAAAUUUCAUUACUUAUUGGGUAAAUUUCUCCUUUAUUCUAUCUUUUCUUUGUAUAUACGUAAUUAUAUAUCUGAAUUGUGUGUUAUUCUAUCAUUCCUGUCCUCCUAAUUGUAUUAUGGGCAAAAUUACCAAACAAUAUCUGGGCCCCAUUGCAUUAAAGUUACAAUUUGGUAAGUUGCAUGGAAUCCUUGAUUUUGAUUGGCUGUUGAUCAGCGUUACCACGAUAGUUACCAUUGGAUGGCAAAUUUACCAUAAUUGUAACUUUUAUGCAACUGGGCCCUGUUGACAUGAGGUGAUGACUAUAUGACCAAACGGAUAUUGGGUAUUAUCAUAACUGCUUGCCAUGAAUAUAAAUUAGUACUAAGCAAUUGAAAAUAGAAUUCUCAUUUGUCAAAUAAUUCUUAUAUACUUGCGUGUAAAUUUCACAAUUAAAAAUGGGGACUCUUAAGGACGUUCCACAGUUAUGUUUGUGCGCAUUAUGAUCUGCGCAUAUUUAACACUCUGCGCGCUGAUGUCACAAUGGAUGAACAGGUGAUUAAUUAGCUGUGGAUAUGAGCUGAUUUUUCUCAUCAUCUGCACCCUAACUGCAGAUUCGAUGCAUUAUUUUAUGAAGCUAAAAAACUGGAAUUAUUCCAUGGAUCAUUUAAAAAAUAUCUCUACAAUUUCAAAAUACUUUACUCUGCAGUACUGCCAAGAAUCACGAAUAUGACCCCAAGUUUGAAUAAAUGGUAGAGUGGUUUUGAUUUUUCUUCACAAAGCAUUUGGCGCAUUUUUUGUGUUUUAAAAAGCACAUUUGCUCUAAUAAAAAUGCUGAUAGUUUGAAAACAAGCACAUGAACCCUAUUUUUUAAUGUUUGUACCUCUUAGGUAUAGCUUCCUCUACAACCUUGCAAAUUUUGGUGAAAAUGACAUGGAUUUUGAAUAAAGUGCAGCAUUUAUUUUACUUUUGUAGUCUGUUAUUGAAAUUUCACAUUUUUGAGAUUGGGUUUUUGUUAUCUUUUACGCCAUUUUUAAGAACUGACUGUGCUGUUAGACUUAAAGUUGCAAACAAAUAGCACUAUAAAUAGAUUCUCCAUUCUAACGAUACAAUUAUUAACUCUCUUGCGAAAUUUGAUGACUUUUUCAUCUAUUUUGACUGAGUAAUAGAGGUUUAAACUCAUUGUAGUAUUCUUGCGAGGUCUAAGAAUGCCAAAUUCUUUUGAAUGCGCAAUUCUUAAGAACAUCAAUUUGAUUGAACUUUGAAGCUCUACAGCAAAAAUUCAAGCACAUGGACCUAUGUUAAUUUUUGCAUAUUUCGAUAUUAAGGUUCUAAAGUAUCUAUGUGCAAAGUUUGGUAAAAAUGACAUGGAUUUCACUUUAACUGUGGAACGUCCUUAAGGUGUGUAAGGGGAAAAAGUAAAUGUGUAAAUUAUUAUUUCUAAAUUAGGUGCCAACACUUAUAUUUAUUUCUUUUACUUUAGAUUUGGGGUUAUUUAUAAGCUUAGUUAAGAAGUAGAUGUAUGCAAGAUUAAAAAUACAGACUACUUCUGCGGUUCUGCAUGAUUAUCUUCACAUAUACUGUGAAUCCAGUAAAAAUGUUUUUGUUCAUUGGUUGGAUGCAUGCUGUGAUUAUUCUUUUCUGGCUUCUUUUAUUUUCAUUCAUCUUCAUUUUAUUUCAUGUCUAUUAAAAAAUAAAUAGUACACAUAAUGAGAAUGAUCUCUGCAUUUUCAGGAAACAUCUCUUUGAAAACCUGUAAAUGUUUUUAAAAGUCGUGUAAUAUGCAGUAAAGAAUAAUAUAUUGUACUAGAAAAAAUUUCAUUGGAUGAUUGUUGUAGUGAAUGCCUCUUUAGCAUUUGUAUUUAUGGAUUGAAAAUUAUGUUGUUUGAUUAGCAAUAGCUGAAUGGCUACAUAUGAUUGUGUUUCUGUUAGUGAGAAUCGAAAAUGUGCAAUGAUUAUUUUAAGUCCUUUAUUUUGUGUUUUGUUGAAGCUACUCUACUUCAUUGUGGGACCUAUAACAAUUUUGCUGCAAAUAUUGGUGCAUUGGUUUUAAAUUGAAUUUGGGCUUAAGACUAUAUACACACUCUUUCAUAAUCUUUAUUAAAAUUACAGGGGGAAUACACCGGCAUUGAUUUGAUAAAUAUGCAGAAAAAAGUGAGGAUGUCUAUAGUGUUUGAAAAUUACAACUGAAAUCCACAUCCUGUAAAUUUCAGUUUAUCCAUUAUGGCAACAUUUUUUUUUUUUUUUUUACUAAUCUUGUGAAAUUCACCACUAUCUGCAAUGUAAAUGAAAUUACAAAAAAAAAUCCACAAAAGAAUGAUUUUCCACAAAAGAAAUGAUAUGAAAUUAGUAUCUGGGGGUCAGAAUUGCACAUCCCUCUCUUUUCUUGUUUUUUUGAAGUGGUGAUCUUGGAGGAUAGCUUGCUACUGGGCAUUUCAGAUUUUGUUGUGUGUUUUUAUU